AUACCCGGCGCCUUCCUCUUCCCAUCGCCGCGAUUCCUCGCUACCGGUGCCUCCCUCCCACGUCUUCCUUCGCUCCGCUGGUCGCGGGCGCUCCUGGCCGCCGCGCCGCCUCUCAAAGCUACCGCUGCCCUCUCGGACUACGAGGUGUCACGUCCACAGGCUGAUUUUGCAAGAUGACUGCCAGCAACAGUCUGGACCCCCGUUACCAUAUUCUCAUAUGGGAACUUCACUUCCCACCACCUUCCAAAGAGGGCCCUUGGCGUUGAGGUGAUUAACUUCGGCCUGGUCACUUGAAGUAGUAACUAGAACAAUGGAAAUCUGAUAACCUGGGGGCCCCAUCUCAGAACUGAAGAAGUCGGUUUAAAUCCCACCUCACCUGUUUGGCCGCUGCCAUACCUUCACUAAGGGCCAGUGUGGACAUGGCGGAAGUCAGCCACUAUGGGGACUGUAAAGGCCUCCAAGGAUGCCAGUUCUAAAGAGAUGAAUAGAUUAAAGUAAGAAGAACUGAAUCAACAUUUGAAUGUAGCCUUACAUUUCAUAGAGGAAUCUUACUGAUUUGGAGAGAGAAGACAGGCAUUCUAGGAGAGGAGGAGUUUGGAGAACAAUGUGGAAUCAUUGGGCAAAAAGCAAGUAGCCCAGCCCAGCUGGCUGAAGUUGACAGUGCUGAAGUGGAAGAAAAAGUUAGAAAGGUUUUAAAAUGGAAAAUUUUGAUGCAUCACUUAGUACCUAUUUCAAGGCAUUGCUAGGCCCCCGAGAUACCAGAGUAAAAGGAUGGUUUCUUCUGGACAAUUAUAUACCUACUUUUAUCUGCUCUGUCAUAUACUUACUAAUUGUAUGGCUGGGACCAAAAUACAUGAAGAAUAGGCAGCCAUUCUCUUGCCGGAGAAUUUUACUGGUGUAUAACCUUGGCCUCACAUUGCUGUCUCUCUAUAUGUUCUGUGAGUUAGUGACAGGAGUAUGGGAAGGCAGUUACAACUUCUUCUGUCAGGGCACACGCAGCGCAGGAGAAGCAGAUAUGAAGAUUAUCCGUGUCCUCUGGUGGUACUAUUUUUCCAAGCUCAUCGAAUUCAUGGACACCUUCUUCUUCAUCUUGCGGAAGAAUAACCACCAGAUCACGGUCCUGCAUGUCUACCACCAUGCCUCCAUGCUGAACAUCUGGUGGUUUGUGAUGAACUGGGUCCCUUGUGGCCACUCUUAUUUUGGUGCCACACUUAACAGCUUCAUCCACGUCCUCAUGUACUCGUACUACGGUCUGUCAUCUGUCCCUUCCAUGCGCCCAUACCUCUGGUGGAAGAAGUACAUCACUCAGGGCCAGCUGCUUCAGUUUGUGCUGACAAUCAUCCAGACCAGCUGCGGGGUCAUCUGGCCGUGUUCGUUCCCUCUUGGGUGGCUGUACUUCCAGAUCGGAUACAUGAUCUCUCUGAUUGCUUUCUUCACAAACUUCUACAUUCAGACUUACAACAAGAAGGGGGCCUCGCGGAGGAAAGAGCACCUGAAAGACCACCAGAAUGGGUCCGUGGCUGCUGUGAACGGACACACCAACAGCUUUUCUUCCCUGGAAAACCAUGUGAAGCCAAGGAAGCAGCGCAAGGAUUGAAGCGGAAGAGUUGAAGACCUCCAAAACCCAUCGUCUGAUUGUAAGCACAGUAUGAGUUGUGCCCGAUGCUCGUUAACAGCUGCUGUAACUAGUCCGGCCUACAAUAGUGUGACUCAUGUAGGACCUCUUUCAUCAGUUCAAAACCCCUAGAAUACCUAUACAGAUUAUACACGUAGGCAUAAGAUUUUUAACAUUUCUGGGCUCUCACCGACCCUGCGCUAGACUGUGGAGGGCGUAUUAUUGUAGUAUACGACACUGCUGUUGCCUUAUUAGUUAUAACAUGAUAGGUGCUGAAUUGUGAUUCACAAUUUAAAAACACUGUAAUCCAAACUUUUUUUUUUACUGUAGAUCAUGCAUGUGACUGUAAAUUUGUACAAUGUUGUUACAGUAGAAAAACACACAUGCCUUAAAAUUUAAAAAGCAGGGCCCAAAGCUUAUUAAUUUAAAUUAGGAUAUGUCUCAAGUUUUUAUUCAUUUUUAAUAGCUCUGUUUAGAAAAAUCAAAGACCAUGAUUUAUUGAACUAGCGUGUGACACAUAAUGUCAAGUGACUUGUAUAUGUGAAAUCAGAAAUGGCACCUUCAGUUUUAUAAUAUUGGCUUUAAAUCAGGCAGGCUCAAUUCUAGUGGAACAGUCAGUUUAACUUUUUAACAGAUCUUAUUUUUUUAUUUUGAGUGCCACUAUUAAUAAUGUAAAAAGGGAGGGGGGGCUCUAAAGCAGUUUUGAUGAAACCUAAGUAUAUAUUCUUUGUCUUCAAGAUUUUAGGAAGUAUGUAGGGCGAGUGGGACAUUUAAAAUAUCUGAAGUGCUAAGUGUUUUUAUACAGGAAACAACGCCCAUUUUGCUUUCCACUCGUCAGAGGGAGGAUGUACACUUUUCAAAAGAGAUGAUUGAAUAUUUACCAUUUGACGGAAUCCCAUAGAUGAACAAUGGGGAACUAGUUGGCCAGGGUCCAAAUUUGGAUUGAUUCCUGUGCUGCUGUCUGUUUUGACACAAACUUCUUUUAAAAUGUGCCUAGCUUAUUAAAAUGAAUAAACCGGGGGGAAAAGGGACCUUAAAAAAUUUUAAGGUAAAAUUAAACAGAUAGCUAUAGCCUAAGAGAACUGGGAAAUUGGAUAGAGAUAAUUUGUUUAAUGUAAAUCUAAUGGUAUCUGUCAUUUUUUUUUUCUGCUUAGAAUCUAAAGAUUUGUGUAGAACUGCUUAUUUAAAAAUAAGACUGCUUAUCAUAAAAUCAUGUCUAUCACACUUGAGGCAGUGGUCAAACAAAUAAGGACUAUUGUGUGUGUCAUUUUAAAGUGUUGAAAUUUAGUCUCUGAAUAUCUUCUCCAUUCGGGGAAAAAACAGUCAUUGAACCACUCGUGACGCAUCUGAGAAGGUCAUCGACAAUGUAUAAACUAAUUGUUGGUUUGAUAUUUAUGUAAAUAUCAGUUUAUCAUGCUUUAAUUUUGCACAUUCAUAUUAUAGGGAGCUGAGGUUCUCUUCUUAGUCUUGUGGGUUUUCUGUUUGGAAGGAGUCACAGCAUCUGUUUACAUUUACCUUAUCAAAUCUAGAAUGUGUAUAUUUGUAAAUGUGUGUCUUCCUAGGUACUAGUUUGCGAAUGUCUUUACAUAUUUCAAUACAGAAACUAUAACAUUCAAUAGUGUGCUGUCAAAGUGUGCUUUAGCUCACCUGGGUAUAUCCACACUGUUAAAUAAUGUCUGAACAUUAAUCAUUAAAACAUUUUUGAUUACCUG
Molecule: messenger RNA, 3327 nt
Organism: Prionailurus viverrinus (fishing cat)
Lineage: Eukaryota; Metazoa; Chordata; Mammalia; Carnivora; Felidae
Gene: ELOVL5
Product: ELOVL fatty acid elongase 5
Exons: 9
Coding region: 698-1597 (299 amino acids)
Biological process (GO): fatty acid elongation, polyunsaturated fatty acid; very long-chain fatty acid biosynthetic process; fatty acid elongation, monounsaturated fatty acid
Cellular component (GO): endoplasmic reticulum; endoplasmic reticulum membrane
Molecular function (GO): fatty acid elongase activity
Source: RefSeq, a predicted model, not a curated record